Zea mays is the source of this 2511-nucleotide messenger RNA. RefSeq lists its product as uncharacterized. NCBI's taxonomy places the organism in Eukaryota, Viridiplantae, Streptophyta, Magnoliopsida, Poales, Poaceae. Gene Ontology annotation, biological process: DNA integration. The coding region runs from base 126 to 2411 and encodes 761 amino acids. The record is from RefSeq and is a predicted model, not a curated record. The transcript has 7 exons. Gene Ontology annotation, molecular function: 5'-nucleotidase activity; nucleic acid binding.
AAACAGCUGCUACCUUUUCGUCGAUUCUACUCUACCCGGUCCUCGCUUCCCCGUUCUGUCCUCGCGGUCGCGCAGGCGUACCAAACAGCUAGGGCCGGGGGCCGCAGCCGCGCACACAGCAAGCAAUGGCGGACGCCGCCGAGAUGGUGCGCCUCCUCUAUCUCCGGACCCCGCCGCGGCCGUUGCUCCCGCAGUUCGCUGUACAUACACAUCGGCCACAAAGUCUGCUCAGAGUUUCCCCCCGCUUCCGCCCUCCCAUCCGUCUUCGGUGCCGCGCGCUCGACGCCAGUAGACCGGUUGCGGUGGAGGGGGAGCGGGAUGAGGAGGACGGUCUCGAGGACGAGGAGGAGUCCUACUUCUCGGUCACCUCGUCGGGGCUCUCGGAGGUGGACUACCUAGGGGAAAGCACCAGGGGGGAUUUGAACGUGAGGAGGGAGCGCCUCGAGGCGCUUGGGAACAGCAAGUCAACUUUGCAUGGUCCUAUUGAGGAGAUAGCUUGGAAAGAAGCGGGAGAAGCUGAAACAUUGCUUCAUGACUUGGGAAUUGCAGACCCGUUUUCAGUAAGACACUCUCCUCGUGGAAUUUUCUGCACCAGGACACUAAAUCUUCGAUCUAUCAGUGUAGUUGGCUACGAUAUGGACUAUACAUUAAUUCAUUACAAUGUGAUGGCCUGGGAAGGACGUGCAUAUGACUAUGGGAUGGACAACCUCAAGAGCAUGGGUUUUCCAGUAGAUGACCUUAAAUUUGACCCUGACCUGGUCAUAAGAGGUCUUGUUAUUGAUAAAGAGAAGGGAAACUUGGUUAAAGCUGAUCGAUUUGGGUACAUUAAGAGGGCCAUGCAUGGUACCCAAAUGCUUUCCACUCGUGCUGUGAGUGAAAUAUAUGGAAGAGAAUUGGUGGACCUGCGGAAAGAAAUUCGAUGGGAGUUCCUUAAUACCCUUUUCUCUGUUUCAGAAGCUGUCAUGUUCAUGCAGGACCUUCGCACAGGGGAAGUGAUUGGGACUGGCCGUCGCCGUAGAGCAGCUCCUCGCCUCUACAUCUUGGACUCCUUGCGGCUUUCUUCCUUGGCUACAUCUCCAGCACAUGUCCUUUCAGCUACCCUUGCUUCUAUUGCGUCUUUUACCCAGUGGCAUCAUCGUCUAGGUCAUUUGUGUGGCUCUAGAUUGUCUACUCUAAUAAAGUCAGGUUGCUUAGGUCAUACUUCGGUUGAGUCUAAUUUUCAUUGUAAGGGUUGUCAUCUUGGAAAACAAAUACAACUUCCAUAUUUUACUAGUGAUUCUCAUUCUGUUGAACCCUUUGAUUUGGUUCACUCUGAUAUUUGGGGUCCUGCACCUUUUGUGUCAAAAGGUGGAUAUAAAUACUAUGUCAUUUUUAUUGAUGAUCAUUCUCGCUACACUUGGAUUUAUUUCAUGAAACGCCGCUCUGAGCUGAUUUCUAUUUAUAAAACCUUUGCUCGCAUGAUUCACACUCAAUUUUCCACUCAUAUUAAAACCUUUCGUUCUGAUUCUGGUGGUGAAUAUUUAUCUGAUAAUUUUCGCCAGUUUUUGACUUCAGAGGGCACUCUUGCUCAGCUUUCUUGCUCUGGUGCUCAUGCACAGAACGGUGUGGCUGAACGCAAACACCGUCACAUUAUAGAAACUGCUCGCACUUUGUUGAUAUCUUCUUUUGUUCCUUCACAUUUUUGGGGUGAAGCAGUUUCUACUGCGGUUUACCUAAUCAAUAGACAACCGUCAUCCAAACUCUCUGGCAAAACACCUGGUGAAGUCCUUUUCGGAACUCCUCCACGAUAUGACCACCUUCGAGUUUUUGGAUGUACGUGUUAUGUUCUAUUAUCCCCUCGUGAACGUACUAAAUUGACUGCUCAAUCUGUUGAGUGUGUUUUUCUUGGAUACAGCCCUGAACAUAAAGGCUAUCGGUGUUAUGAUUCAUCUUCUCGUCGCAUGCGUAUUUCUCGAGAUGUGAGCUUUAAUGAAAACCGACCCUUCUUUUACAACUCUUCCACUCAUUCUUCUUUUCAUUCCACAGAGUCUACCGCCUUCAUGAGCCUUCCUCCCAUUUCUGAAACUUCAUCAGUAUUACCACCUACUGUUUCUACACCAGAUGCUCUUAUUCCCAUCGCACCACCUUCCACUUCCACACCAUCUCAGUCUUACUCUUCCAAACCACCUGUUACUCAGACUUACAUUCGCCGUCCUCGCUCCAAUCCCACGGCCAGUCCUGAUGAUGAUCCUGUUGCUGAGCCUUGUACUAACAAUGAUGACUCUCAUGUUGUUUUUAAUCAGGGGUAUCAUCUUCGUGACCGUGACACUAUUGCAGCUCCAGACCGUUAUGGGUUUUCCUGUGCCGGUGCAGUCAUUGCUGAACCAUCAUCUUAUAAAGAGGCUUCUGGUAUACCUGAGUGGCAGCUAUGACUGAUGAAUUAAAUGCCCUUCAUCGCACAUGUACAUGGGAUGUUGUUCCGUUACCUGCUGGUGUUGUACCUAUCACGUGCAAAUGGGUCUUCAAAGUUAA